Molecule: messenger RNA, 7740 nt
Organism: Penicillium pulvis
Lineage: Eukaryota; Fungi; Ascomycota; Eurotiomycetes; Eurotiales; Aspergillaceae
Product: type I polyketide synthase
Exons: 5
Coding region: 1-7740 (2579 amino acids)
Biological process (GO): fatty acid biosynthetic process; secondary metabolite biosynthetic process
Molecular function (GO): phosphopantetheine binding; fatty acid synthase activity; oxidoreductase activity
Source: RefSeq, a predicted model, not a curated record
AUGGGGAGUUUCCAUCCUGAGCCACUGACCGAGCCAAUCGCCAUUGUUGGCUUGAGCUGCAGAUUUGCAAGCAGUGCCAGCAGCCCGGAAGAGUUGUGGAAGAUGCUUGCCAAAGGAAAGAGCGGUUGGAGUGAGAUCCCUGCCUCGAGAUUCCAUCUCCAGGGGGCCUUCCAUCCGGAUCCCAAUAGGUCCAGCGGGACAAACGUUCGUGGGGGACACUUUCUAGAACAAGACCUUGGUGUAUUCGACGCACCCUUCUUUCAUUUUACUGCUGAAGCUGCCUCUAGUAUGGAUCCUCAAUUUCGUCUUCAACUUGAAACCGUCUACGAAGCCUUGGAGAACGCCGGUCUUCAGUUGAAUGAGGUGGCCGGAACAGAUGCUUCAGUCUUCUCGGCAGUGUUUGUGAACGACUAUAAAGAUAGUUUUCUUCGCGACGAAGACAAUCUGCCGCGCCUUCUUCUACCGGGAAACGGAGCUGCCAUGGCAUCAAAUCGCAUUUCACAUUUCUUUGACUUUCGUGGGCCAAGUUUUACCGUAGAUACGGGUUGUUCGGGAAGUUUGGUGGCUCUUCACCAGGCCGUGCAGAGUCUACGAAGCCAAGAGUCAAACAUGGCCGUGGUAAGCGGUACAAACCUUCUGCUUAAUCCAGAUCAAUUCAAAAGUCUGAGCUCAUUGGGGCUGUUAUCACCCGAUGGGAAGUCAUUUGCGUUUGACAGUCGAGCAAACGGAUACGGCCGUGGAGAAGGUGUCGCAACUGUGAUUAUCAAGCGUUUGAAAGAUGCGGUAGCUGCGGGUGAUCCUGUACGAGGCAUCAUUCGCGAGACUUUUCUGAAUCAAGACGGUAGGACUGAGACCAUCACAACACCUAGCCAGGCAGCACAGGAGGCCCUCAUCCGAGGAUGCUACCAAAAGGCUGGGCUCGACCCUCUCAACACACAGUACUGUGAGGCUCACGGGACCGGUACGCCCACUGGCGACAUCAUUGAAGCGCGAGCGAUGGCAAAUGCUCUGCGGUCGGGAAUGCCGUCUGAUCCUGUUUUGCGGAUUGGCUCGGUCAAGACAAAUGUGGGCCAUACGGAGGCCGCGAGUGGACUCGCUGGUAUCAUCAAGGUCGUCCUAGCAAUGGAACAAGAGAGAAUACCCCCGAGCAUCAACUUUGAAAAAUCUAAUCCAAAGCUUUCUCUCGAGAAAUGGCGGCUGCAGGUAGUCCGAGCUUUAGAGGAGUGGCCUAUCGGCCAAUCUGGCGUCCGGCGCGCCUCUAUCAACAACUUUGGCUAUGGUGGCACUAAUGCUCACGUCAUCAUGCAAGACGCGAAGUCUCAAAUGAUGGAAUGUUAUCCAAAUUUGAGAAGCCAAAGCGUUCCUGCUCCAGCGCCGCCGUUGCAAGUGCUGAUUCUCAGUGCUCAUGAUGAGCACUCUUGUCAGCAGAUGGUGACCAAUCUCAAAGCAUAUCUUCAGCGACAACAACUAGAAAAAGCCGAUGAACUUUUUCUUUUGCAAAGGCUCAUAUACACUCUAGGGAACCGUCGCUCUAGACACUCCUGGGUCGCAUGUCACCCUGUCCCCUGCAACGGGGGCAUUUCAGCUGUCAACCGAAUCUUGGAUUCGCCGCAGUUCAGGUCAUCUCGCAGCAUGCAUCAACCUCGUAUCGGCAUGGUAUUCACAGGCCAGGGCGCCCAGUGGUAUGCAAUGGGCCGAGAGCUGAUCCCCGUAUAUGCCGUAUUUCGCAGCACUCUGGAGAAGGCGGAUAGGUAUCUACAAGAGCUGGGGGCGAAUUGGUCCCUUUUGGAAGAGCUGUCUCGUGAUAACCACAACACUCGAGUUAACGAAACUGCCCUGAGUAUUCCUAUCUGUGUUGCUGUUCAAAUUGCAUUGGUGCAACUAUUACAGGCCUGGGGUUUGUACCCAACUGCAGUCACGAGCCACUCCAGCGGUGAGAUCGCCGCUGCAUAUACUGCUGGUGCACUGGACCUCUCAUCUUCCAUGGCGGUAGCUUACUACCGGUGCCUUUUUGCUGAUGACCGUCGUCUCUUUGGAUCCACCCCAGGUGCUAUGACUGCCGUCGGUCGUGGGAUUGAAGAGGUGGAGAGAUACCUCACGUCUGCAAUUGGGACUGGAGCCCACACAGCUGUUCCUGCAUGCAUAAAUAGCCCCUCAAGUGUGACUGUUGCUGGUGACGUCGACGUUGUGGAGCGGGUUGAAACCAUCGCCAAGGAAGACGGGGCUUUCUGCCGCCGGCUCAAGAUCAACACAGCAUACCACUCACAUCACAUGAAGCCUGUUGCAGAGCCAUAUCGACAGGCAUUACUGAAGGCUUUACCCAAAGGAAAGACUGGUACACCACCACCGCAUCCAAUCGAAUGUUUCUCACCAGUCACUGGUGGUCAGAUAUUGAGCGGUCGAAUGGCUACUGUGGAUCACUGGAUUCAGAGUUUGCUGGGUCCGGUUGAAUUUGUAAAUGCAGUCAGCAACAUGGUGCUAGAUAUGACUGAUCUUUCGAGUCGUGUGGAUCUCCUGCUUGAAGUCGGUCCACACAAAGCACUAGGUGGACCUUUACAGGAGAUUCUGUCCCUUCCCAAAUUUAACGACGUCCAGGUUUCAUAUCAUGGUUGUUUGGUGAGGCAUACGAAUGCAGUUGAGACCAUGCAGGCUCUAGCUGCUCAGCUCAUAAGCCAAGGCUAUCCUGUCAAUCUGAACGCCGUCAACUUUCCAGCAGAUCGGCCUCGGUACUUGCCUGUUCUCCAAGAUCUGCCGUCUUACCCUUGGAAUCACGCAGUAAAGCAUUGGUCUGAGCCGCGCUUCAAUAGGUCCCUGCGAAAGCGCACUGAGGCGCCGCAUGAGUUACUGGGCUCACGGAUGCUUGGCAGUGAUUGCGAUAGCCCAGCGUGGAGACAUACACUGCGUGUCUCAGACAGCCCCUGGCUUGAAGAUCAUGUGGUGCAGUCGAACGUGCUUUAUCCUGGUGCAGGAUAUGCUUGCUUGGCGAUAGAAGCAAUGUCACAAUUAGCUCAACACCAGGGUCAAAAGGUGUCGAGCUAUCAUUUGCGACAUAUUGAUAUCCUUCAGGCAUUGAUAGUUCCUGACGUGGCUGAAGGCACCGAAAUUCAGACAGCUCUGCAAACUCCCAGCCGCCGUGACAUUGGAAGCCAAGGUUGGAUGCAAUUUGAAGUUCGCUCAGUUACCUCAAACAAUAGAUGGAUGACUCACGCCCGAGGCGAGAUACGUGUGGAUAAUAUGGUGUCUGAAAAAAUUGACUUAAGCUGUCAGCCAGCGACAAAUCCGUUGGGAGCGUACACCAGAGACGUCGACCCAGAAGAUUUCUAUCGCAGUCUCCAUGAUGUUGGGAUCUGUCACGGAUCCAAGUUUAGAAACAUACAAUGCAUCACACAGGCAGGAAACCAGGCCCGGUCCGUUUCCGAUAUCAUGAUAGGUAAAAUCAGCACCAUUGAGACUUGCAUGCCACAGGGCAAUGUGGUACACCCGACAAUAAUGGACUCAGUUGUUCAAACAGCUUACACAGCUCUAUCGAGUGCCCAUCAUUUGCGUGGUAAUGCAUGCGUGCCACGGAGGAUUGACCGGCUUUGGGUGUCUGCUGGUAUUCCAUCACGUACUGGUCAUGUGUUUCGCGCGCACACCUGCCUGUCUCAUGCCGACAAACGAGGGAUCAAAGCGGAUAUAAUUUUGGUCAAUGCUAUAGAAUCCGAAGACCAGAGUCGGGGGGAAAUGUUGAGGAUGGAAGGCCUGGAUUGUCAGUCUAUUGGACAGACGGUCGCCUUACCUGGGCACACACCAAAAAAAACAGUCGAUGAACUUCAAUCUAAGAUAAGCUGGGCUCCAGACCUGGGCCUGAUCUUGCCAACGACAGAAGAAGCUCUACAACUGCAGCUUGUCCAUACUGAGAAUCCCGAGGAACGAAGCUUACUGAUAGGCCUGCGUCGAGCAUGUGUGUACUAUAUGAAGAAUGCCGUCGAUAGUAUCUCUGAGUCUGAUAGAAGUACUCUUAGAGGUCAUUGGGCGCAUUUCUUUUCGUGGAUGCAAGAGCAAAUUCAUCUUGCGGAAUCAGGUCUACUGGGGCCUGGUAGCGCAGCUUGGGUGCAGCACCGCCUUGAUGAUCAAAAGGGGUGGCUAGAUCAGGUGUCGCAAGUCAGCGUCAACGGCUCCAUGCUGUGUCAUGUGGGCCCUCAUCUAGCGGCGCUCUUGCGUGGGGAGACAAAAAUGGCUAACCUGAUGGACGAUCAGCGCCGCUGGACUGAAUACCACGCCCACGCAAUCAAGAUGCAGCGUUGUUUCACCCAGCUUUCGGAAUUGCUCCGUUCUCUCUUACACAAGAAGCCGCGGGCCCACAUUCUGGAGAUUGGAGCUGGAAGUGGAGGCGCUACUCGACAUGCGCUUCAGGCAAUGGGCACAACUGUGGGGAGAAGACCUCUUACGACAACAUAUCAAAUCACGGAUGUAUCCCCUGAUUGGAUAGAUUUUUUGCAGGAUAGCUUGGGUGAUCUGGGUGACAUGGUAUCUUUCGAAACUUUGGAUAUCGAACUUGACCCCGUCUUGCAAGGUUUCGAGAGUGGAACAUUUGACAUUGUGAUUGCAAGCGACAUGAUGCACGCCACAACGUCAGUCGAAAAGGUGUUAGGGAACGUGCAUCAACUGUUAAAACCCGACGGUACAUUUUUGUUGCUGGAAACAACCCAAGAUCAGCUUGAUGUUCAGCUUGUGUGCGGCCUAUGCGCAGAAUGGUGGCUCAACGAUGAUUCCGAUGGCAAGGAAACAUUUUCCAGCCCGACACGAAGCACGAGCCAAUGGAAUGCAUUAUUCAGAUCGACUGGUUUCUCAGGCGUUGAUCUGGAAAUUCGUGAUUGUGGCAGUGAAGACUUGUAUUCACGCAGCACCAUGCUGACAACUGUGGCGCCCUUACGGCGUCCUUCCUUGGCUGUUGAGCCGAUUCUUCUGGUCACUCACAACCAGCUGAACCAAAUCCCGCCGGCGUGGCUGACAUCUCUGCGGACUUCUCUGAUUCAGGCUGGAGCAGCUCCUCCAUUAGUUCAAACUCUUCAAGGAUCUGACCCUAACAUGUAUGAUGGCAAAAUUUGUGUUUUUGUUGGAGAGCUUACCCAGCCAGUUCUCCACGAUAUGGAUGCCAAUGUUCUAGCCGCCCUCCAGGCCAUGACCGCCCGCUGCAAGGGUCUCCUCUGGGUAACGAUUGGCGGAGCAGUUGACUGCGAAAAUGUCAACGUUAGCUUAGCCCCCGGACUGACGCGUGUCUUGCGCAAUGAAUUCAUAGACCGCCCAUUCCUGACUCUAGACUUGGACCCCAGCAAGCCGUGCUUGUCCGAAGCAGGAAUUCAUUCUAUUGUGCUCGUCCUUCAGAGCCAUUUUGAUCAUUCAGUGCCUCCAAGUGUAUUCUCGGCCUCAGAAAGCGACGCCGUAUUACAAGAAUUCGAAUACGCCGAGCGCAAUGGGCUUCUCUUGAUACCGCGAUGCUUCCCUUAUGCCUAUCAACAAAGAGAACUCCGGCGGGAGAUACCUGAUCCAUUGAACCUUUCUUUUGAACUGUUUCAUCAACCUGAUCGCCCAAUUCGUAUGGAGCUUGGAGUGCCUGGACUAAUUGAUUCUCUACAAUUUGUUGAAGACACCAAGCCGAAAGGGGACUGGCAGUUCAAUCCGGAUUGUAUUGAAAUUGCACCACGGGCAUUCGGUGUCAACUUCCGCGACGUGUUGGUGGCCAUGGGCCAGUUGGAUGAGAAUGUCAUGGGCAUCGAGUGUGCUGGACUCAUUACUCGCGUUGGCAGCGAAGCUGCCACACAUGGUUAUCAAAUUGGCGACUCCGUUUUUGCCAUACUCCGGGGUCCUUUCAGCAGCCGCGUGUGCAUUGAGUGGACCUGCGUCGUGCAACUCCCUCCUGGUCUAAACUUCGAGGUAGCUGCUUCCAUUCCGACCAUUUUUAUAACGGCAUAUUUGGCACUCUAUGAUAUUGCUCGUCUCCAGCGAGGUCAGUCAGUUCUUAUCCAUGCUGCUGCUGGAGGUGUUGGGCAGGCAGCAAUUCAAUUAGCACAGCUUCGUGGCGCAGAGAUCUUCGUAACGGUUGGAACGGCUCAAAAGCGCUCCCUGUUGGUGGACCAAUAUCAAAUUCCGGCGGAUCAUAUUUUCUCGAGCCGCGACAUUUCUUUUGCCGCUGGGGUGCGUGCAGCCACGAAUGGUCGUGGAGUUGAUGUGGUGCUCAACUCUCUGACAGGCUCCUUGUUAGAUGCUAGCUUUGAUCUCCUUGCCCCGAUGGGAUGCUUCUGUGAGAUUGGGAAACGUGAUUUGGAGGACAACAAUCUGUUAGCAAUGCAGCCCUUCGCCCGACAUGCCACCUUUGCUGCUAUUGACUUGUUGGCCUACAGUCGACAUCGCAGCCACGACACACAACGUAUCAUGGCUGAGGUCUCUUCUCUUUUCCGUCACAAGAAGAUAAAACCUAUCCAGCCUCUUACCGUGUACUCAAUGGCGGAUGCCGUCAAAGCAUUCCGCCUGCUUCAGACAGGAAAACAUCAAGGAAAGGUCGUGUUAUCCACUAGUCCAGAGGAACGUGUGCCGAUACUACAGCGACUCCCGGUUGCUAAACUCUGCUCCGACGCUUCGUAUCUUUUAGUUGGGGGUCUUGGUGGUAUUGGACUUUCCGUUGCGCAUUGGCUAAUUGCACAUGGUGGCCGGAAUCUCAUUCUUCUCUCACGUAGUGCUGCAACUCCAGCCCAUGACAGUACAGUGAAGGAACUGCGGAACUCCGAGGGUUGUACCAUCAAAACAAUAGGAUGCGACAUCGCCGAUCCGGAGCAGGUUCGCAUCGCUUUACGUGAUUGUGAGCAGGACCCAGAGUUACCUCCCAUCCGGGGCAUUAUCCAUACUGCCAUGGUGCUGAGGGACAGUAUAUUUGAGCAGAUGACCAUCGAAGACUUUCAUGCAGCACUGCGUCCUAAGGUUCAGGGUACGUGGAAUUUGAAUCAGUAUUUCCAGCAACCCGGUCAACUGGACUUUUUCAUUAUGUUUUCUUCCGUGGUUGGCGUGACGGGCAACGCAAGUCAAGCCAAUUAUGCAGCAGCGGGUGCGUACCAAGAUGCUCUCGCCCGAUGGCGUGUCUCAAAUGGACUACCAGGAACUGCAAUCGAUCUAGGGCCAGUGAAAGGAGUCGGCCAUCUGAGUCAGGCUCGUGGUUUGGCGAGUCGUUUUUCUCGCAUGGGAUACACGUUGAUUAGCGAAGACCAAGUCCUGGACGCUCUCAAAGCAGCCAUCCUAUCGCCCCUGGAGCCGCAGAUUGUGGUUGGAAUCAACCCAGAACCAGGUCCUCAAUGGAGCCGCGACGGGCAAUCCGUGCUGGGGAGGGAUGCGCGAUUCCAGGCCUUACAGUGGGAUCCUCAGCAGGGCAAGAGCGGGGCAUACCAAGGAGGCAGGGACGGGGCGUCUCUUGCCGACCAACUAGCGAUGUCGACCUCCAGAAAUGAGGCGGAAAGGCUAGUGGGUAAUAUCAUCACUCGCAAGCUUGCUGAUAUUUUCAUGAUUGAUGCUGCUGACAUUGAUAUGUCGACUCCACCCACUCAACUUGGUGUGGACUCACUGGUAGCGGUCGAAAUACGCAACUUGCUCGCUCUUCAGGCGGGUACUGAAAUCCCUAUCUUCAUCAUCCUGCAAAGCCCAUCCUUAGCUGCACUUGCUGCUGAGAUCGUUGACAAGAGUAGUCACUUAGGCUUGGCUGCUGUAUCGUAG